Molecule: messenger RNA, 5175 nt
Organism: Microtus ochrogaster (prairie vole)
Lineage: Eukaryota; Metazoa; Chordata; Mammalia; Rodentia; Cricetidae
Gene: Myo9a
Product: unconventional myosin-IXa-like
Exons: 3
Coding region: 525-1241 (238 amino acids)
Biological process (GO): positive regulation of GTPase activity; intracellular signal transduction; establishment of epithelial cell apical/basal polarity
Cellular component (GO): actin filament; myosin complex; axonal growth cone
Molecular function (GO): actin filament binding; GTPase activator activity; microfilament motor activity
Source: RefSeq, a predicted model, not a curated record
UAGUAUGAGUUUCUGGACAUGUAAAAAACAUUUUAUCUUUCUAGAGAGAUUGUCUUUAUAGGAUUAAAGCUGCCGAAUUUCUUAUAAUGAUGAAAACAACAUGUAACCUUCAAUGUUAGUGUGGUAUGGCUCUGGAGCGAAUGAAAUGUGGCACCUGUCACAACAUAAGUUAGUUUCAAGUUUUAAUUGGCUUGAAGCUAUUUAGUGCACAGCUUAGAUUAAAAGAAGACAUGAAAAUUCUUAACACCCAGGGCUGGAAAUGUAUGUUCAUGUUUCAGUGUUCUUGAUAGAAUUCUUUUAACUUAAUUUGUUUUUUUAUGAUAUCUUAUUUAAAUAUUCUAUGCCUGUUCAGACCUAUCAUUCUCAUGAUGUGAUGGAAGGACAUUUGUUAUCCAAAGUGAUCAACAUAAAACUGACAUAAUUAGUUUACCUUCUAAAAUGAAUUUUCUCUGCAGGGAAAGGGGCGUAUAAAUCGUGGAAACUAUCCAAGUCCAUCCUCUCCUGUUAUAGUCCGAUUGCCUUCCAUGUCUGAUGUCCCUGAAGAGACCAUGACUAGUGAAACAGCCAUGGAGACUGACAUCACAGAACAGCAGCAAGCAGCAAUGCAGCAGGAGGAAAAAGUGCUGACUGAGCAAAUUGAGAAUUUACAGAAAGAGAAGGAAGAACUAACUUUUGAGAUGCUCGUAUUGGAACCUCGUGCCUCUGAUGACGAAACCCUUGAGUCUGAGGCUUCUAUUGGGACUGCUGAUAGCUCAGAAAAUUUGAACAUGGAUUCUGAAGAGAGAAGCUUAGCCCUUAGCUCCCUGAGAGCAGCUGCCAAGUCUGAGCCUUCAAGCAAGUUGCGAAAACAGCUAAGAAAGCAGCCAGACUCUGUGGACUCAGUCAACUCCUGCGUCUCUUCCUGUUUAUCUAACACUACAUCAUCUCAUGGCACUAGAAAGCGAUUUCAGAUUUAUUCCAAGUCUCCAUUUUACCGAGCUGCCUCAGCUUGUGAGGCCCUGGGUACGGAAGGACCACUAGGCCAAGCCAAAUCCCUGGAAGACAGGCCUCAGUUCAUCAGCAGAGGAACCUUCAACCCUGAAAAGGGCAAACAAAAACUAAAGAAUGUGAAAAAUUCACCUCAGAAAACCAAAGAGACCCCAGAGGGGACAGUCGCAUCUGGCCGAAAGAAAACUGUGGACCCAGACUGCAGCUCAGCACAGCAGCUACCACCUUUUGGAAAUAAUGAGUUUAUGGUCUGAAUGACAAAUGUGUCCCUAUGUGGCUAGAGUGGUAAACACAUCUCAUCUCUGGGGCCUCUUCUGGUCACUUUGUCCAUAACAGUCCUAAUGGUCCUGCCUCUUGUUCCAGCACUUUGUGUGCUGGAUCGCUGGGCUUCCUGCAGAAGUGGCCUCUUUGAAGGUUGCUAGGGAUGGGCCAGCUGUGCCUUGGCUGCUGUCUUUGAUUUGAGAUUCCACUAAACAAAGCCACCUAGGACCUGGGGAUUUUGGUCAGCAGUUGUUGCCUCUCCUGCAGUACUCUUCCCUUCCCAACAGAUACUUGUUGAACUAGGAGGCUAUUGUGAUCCUGAGGAAUACUCUCAUUUCUAGCUUUUGAAGAAAAUAUACAAAACUCUCUUAACCAUGAAAGCAAAAGCUUUUGAGUUUGUAUUGGGAUAGUUAGGAGCUGUGGUAGAAUAUAUUUUCCCCCAAGGAUUUAUAAGAAGAAAGUCCAAGCCCUCUAUUUUAAGUUUAAUUUAAAAAUACUCCAUGUUAUAUUUUGGAAACAUAAACUAUGAUUUCCAUUAAGCCAUCAGAGCAUGUCUCAGUUAUCUGGUCAUACAGUGAAGAGACCAUGCUUUGUGUUUUGUUGAUAUCAUAGUAAUCAGUACUGGUUUAACUCCUGGCUAGUUCCUGCCAGCUAUGUUGCAUGGGAUAAAGUUCUGGUAGCCAUACUGUCAUGAUAGACCUGAUUAUCAGGUCAGAGUCCUCUAGUCUUUUGUUUGGUUUCUAUGUCACAGACACAUUUAGGUAACCCCUAAAUGUGAAGGCUUCAUCCUGAUUGAUCCAGGCUUUUUUGUUGUUGUAUAGACUAAACUGAAGACUGUAUCCGAGCCUAUUCACUUGCUGGUGGAAUACCACCAUAGACUCAGACAAAUAAUGUGACCAUGUAAUCAUUUUUCUACAAGUACUCACAACAUUGCAUGAGUGUUAUAGAAAUCUGCCAAAAGAAAUUUAGAAAGUUUUAAUAUGAUCUAUUUAACUUUCAUCUUCUUUUUUUUCUCAGACCAUCAGUAUUAGAUGAAAAAAAUCAAGGACUACUUGAAGCUAUUUUUGUUAAUAUACUUGUUCCUGAAGUUUACUGUAAAUACACAUGUAUAGUAUGCCUAGUUCUUUUUAACUUUGUGCUUCCCCCUUUUUCCCAUGGAGUUUCUUCCUACAGAUGAGAGGCCAUUGGACAGGUGGUGAGAACCACUCACCUCUGGGUUGAGAGAAAAGUAAGGGCAUCUUCUUCAUCACUGGUGGUCUCUAUGUUAUAAUUUCUGAAACAUCAUGUACUAGCAUUUGUGGGAGUAGAAAUCUUUUUUGCUAUUUAUAAUGUAUGUGAAAUGAAACAUGAUGCCCUUUCUUAAGUAUGUGAAAAUGUUUAUUUUUAAAGUAACUAAAUACAUUUUGUCUUAACUACCAUAUGCACUGUUACAAAAAGAGCCUUUACCACCUAUAACCUGAAUUUCGGUUUUCUUCAUUUUCUUUGGUUUGAAGUCAUAAGAAUAAUAAGUCUUUUGUUAAGGCAGGGUCUCUCCUCUUGCACAACACUGAACCUCAUGCCCCUGCUUCAGUGGUCAUUGGCCAGCUCUAGAGAUGAGACUUGUAGCAUCAUUCUGCACAGCAACUCAUGGUAGCAGGUGUCUUCCCUCUCCCUGUAUAUAGUUCAUCAUCGAAACACAUGAAGGAAGCUUUGAAACUCUCCCCAAUGAUGGUGGUCAACCAGUAAAUGUUAAGUUUUAUAUCCCACAAACAUUAACAACAAGAAUGUUGGCUAUUGUCCUAAAGGAACCCAGCAUGACUGUGUCAAGGUGGGGUAACUAUUUUGGGCCUUACACAGUCUAUUUUAGCACUGGGGAGAGCAGCUACUGCUGGGUGUUAACUGUUGCUCUCCACUUUGGUCAAAAUGUUACUUAAAUUUUUUUUUUAAGCUGUUGAACAGUUUUCCCUUGUUUCAGAGGAAUGGUCUGGGGAAACUUAACACUUGACAUACAUUCUCCCACCUAAAUUUUCAGUUUUUUGUUUGUCUUGUUUUUCUAUAAGGUAAAUUUGGGGCUGAGAAAAAACUGUCUACAUAGGUCACUUUGUAGGAACUAGGUAAUCGAUAUUAAAAGACUUUAUAAUUUUUCUCAGGGACCUAAAUCCUGAAUUUGAAUAAAGUUAAAUAAAAACUUUUUUUUCAGUUGCUAGAUUUGUAAAUUUCCAAUCAUUUAACAAGCUGCCAGGAUGCGCUGGGGGAAAUCCACACAAUCAUAAGAAUGUCUCAGCAAGUAUAGGCCUUCUCUGAGGAAAAGAAUGCUAUUGUUCUUGCUGGUCAGCAGGCACUAUUGGUCUGAUAGAGAUGAAGCCAUAACUCAAUACUGUCAGAACCAAAUGUUCUACUCCCGUCAGUUCUUAUCAGGGUCUCUGCAUCACCACAAAGUGACAAUGUAUUGCAGUCACUCAUGAUACAGUCUGCAUCAGGUUCACAGUUCUCUGUUGCUUUCUGCCUUGCUGCUUUUCUUCACUCAGAAUGCAUCAAAAGAAUCUCUAUGGCAGCAGCAGAGUGGCUUACAUGUGGAGCCCGUGUUCCCAACUUCAGAGCAUUCUAGUCACGUCUAGCCCUCAAUAACAUCUAUAUUUUCUUUUCUACCCACUCAUUAAUAUAUGUUUGUAGCUGUGUAUCAUAGAAAAUGUAGCAGAAACAAAUUCAUUCUGCAUUACAGAUUGAAGAUACUACAGCAAAUGCAGGCAGAAUUCAGGGAGGCAACAUGCUUAGUUUGCACAUAGUUUGUACUUCCUGCCAUUUAGAUAUAUAUGGCCACGCUGGGCUAUUGAAACAUAAAGGGAGAUAUGACCCUCUUUUCUCUGAGUAUUGCUAGGAGGGACAAAAAGAUGUGAGUUCAGGGCACAGGUCACUAGGGCCAACUCUCAGGCUUUGGAAAUCUGCUGUGACUCUUAACCUUGCAUAGGAUGUGAAGAUAUUAUGUGUUGUACAGUCAAAGAUAGGGCCAGAGCAGUAUGCUGACAUGUGAUCCGUGGAGGUUGUAUUGUCCCAUCUCUGCCUGUGAGCUCUGUGUUUUCAUCUGUAACUGAUAAGCUAGAGAGAAGAAAGGAUUCUCAGGAGGUGUGUGAAGCUGAGAGAGUUGUAACUAUAGAAAGAAGUUGUCCAGCUGGUUUUCUCGCCCACUCUUAAGUCUUGGUGGGGAAUGGACCUGCAUUCUUCUGUAUUGAAUGGUGUGUUAUAUGCACCCACACACUUGUGAUAACUUCCCAGCACUGUGUCCCAACACCAUGCUGGCCUUAGUAGUAAAAUUUUUAGUCAUUUGUAGGAGACCCAACUUUCUAUGUCCUUAGACCAUGUUUCUCUGGAACAUUCCCAUACUUGAUUUGGUAUUGACUGGGUAAUCUCCAGUGUAUUAGAUCUUAUUAAUCUCUUGGUUUAAACUUCAAAAAAGCUCUACCAAUGGGCCUGUUGCCUUGUACCCAUCCAUUCUUAAUGCCUCUUUAUCAGCCCUCUUAGGUCAUAUAAGAGUUGCACCUCUUGAAUAAAGUAUUUGUAUUUGCUAUGGGAAAGGUGUGGACUACAGAUUAGUAUUAUAUUAUUUUAAUGAAUUUAAAAUAAUUUAUAAGUAUGGUGAGUGUAAAUUUUUAAAAUACUGUAUAUUAUAAAAGGACAUAUCCUGUGAAAUAUGCCACUUUACUGUUUAACAAUUCUAUUAGAAUGAUUUAUCUCAUUCACAGAACUGAUUACAUUCCUGAUGCAAUCAGCAGCACUUUGUAGUUUUUCUUUCUUUUUUUUUUGUUUUUUUUUUUGUUUUUUUUGUUUUUUUUUUGGAGGGGGCAAGACAUUUGUAUGAAGUGCAGUAUGCGUCACUCAGAAUAUGCACUGUAUGGCCACACAAAAGCAGCUUGCUGAACAAAUCACUCCAUGGCUCAUUAAAGAACAAAG